Zonotrichia albicollis (white-throated sparrow) is the source of this 3870-nucleotide messenger RNA. NCBI's taxonomy places the organism in Eukaryota, Metazoa, Chordata, Aves, Passeriformes, Passerellidae. The record is from RefSeq and is a predicted model, not a curated record.
AUGGACAGCUAUGCAAUUUCCACCUGGAAAGCUGUCAUCUUAAUGGGAAGUAUAGAGGACAAGUUAAUCGUGCCAGGAGUGUCCGGAUUCAUUACCAGCCUCAUCGGUUGCAAAGAUAUAUUUCCAGCUGAUGGCCAGUCUGAACUUACAACUCCAGCGAAAGUGGUGAGGGCUGCCAACCCAAGACAGAGGAAAGGAAGCAAGGUUGGUGACUUUGGUGAUGCCACAAAUUGGCCAACACCUGGAGAAAUAGCCCACAAGAGUGUGCAGCAGCCACACAAACCACCAUCCCUUCGGAAACUGCCUGUCAAGAAAGACAUGAAAGAGCAGGAAAAGGGAGAUGGGAGCGAUGGCAAAGAGAGCCUGAAAACCAAAUCUGAUGAGUCUGGGGAGGAGAAGAAUGGUGAUGAUGACAACCAGAAGUCAGCCCAGAAGAAGAAAGGCAACAAACACAAGUGGGUCCCUCUGCAGAUAGACAUGAAGUCAGAGGUGCCCAGGGACAAAACAGCCUCUCGGAACAACCGGCAGAACGAGCAGCACAGGCACCCCUCCAACAACCGCAGCGAGCUCAAAGGCUGGCACCCUGACAACAAGCACGAGCGCAGCUGGCAGGACCACGACGAGACCUCCAGUGUGAAGAGCGAGGGAGGCGCCGUGCGAGGAACCUUCCGGGGCCGGGGCCGCGGCCGGGGCAGGGGCAGGGGCCGUGGCAGAGGAGGGCACUUUGACUACCAGUAUGGGUACCGGAAAUUCGAGGGCUCGGACGGCUCCCGCACGCAGAAGUACGCCAGCAACAUCACCUACUACUUCGACAACAUCAGCAGUGCUGAGCUCUACAGCGUGGACCAGGAGCUGCUCAAGGACUACAUCAAGAGGCAGAUAGAAUAUUACUUCAGUGUGGACAACCUGGAGCGGGAUUUCUUCCUGCGGCGCAAGAUGGACUCGGAGGGGUUCCUGCCCAUCACGCUGAUCGCCAGCUUCCACCGUGUGCAGGCACUCACCACUGACAUCAGCCUCAUCAUCAAGGCUCUGAAGGACAGCAAGGUGGUGGAAAUCGUGGAUGAGAAGAUCAGGAGAAAAGAGCAGCCAGAGAAAUGGGCUCUGCCUGGCCCUCCUAUGGCAGACUACACACAGACAGACUUCUCACAGUUCAUCAAUUGCCCUGAGUUUGUGCCCCGACAGAGCUUCCAGAAGGAGACUGAGUCUGCUCCAGGCUCCCCACGUCCUGCCAGCCCAGUCCCCACCAAAACAGAGGAAGUCAGCAACCUGAAGACAAUGCCCAAGGGCCUGUCCACAAGCCUGCCAGACCUGGAUUCAGAGACAUGGAUUGAAGUGAAGAAGAGACCCCGACCUUCCCCAGCCAGGCCCAAGAAACCAGAGGAGUCAAAGACACCACAGCAGCAGAAGCAAAAGGACCAAGAUGAGCCUGAGGAGCUCGACUUCCUCUUUGAUGAGGAGAUGGAGCAGAUGGACGGGCGCAAGAACACCUUCACCGACUGGUCAGACGAGGACUCGGACUACGAGAUCGACGACCGCGACGUGAACAAGAUCCUCAUCGUGACCCAGACCCCCCCGUACCUGCGCCGCCACCCCGGCGGGGACAGGACUGGCAACCACACCUCCAGGGCUAAAAUGAGCUCAGAGCUGGCCAAGGUCAUCAAUGAUGGGCUCUACUACUACGAGCAGGACCUGUGGACGGAGCAGUUUGAGCCAGAGUAUUCGCAGAUCAAGCAAGAGGUGGAGAACUUCAAGAAGGUGAAUAUGAUCAGCAGGGAGCAGUUUGACACCCUGACCCCAGAGCCCCCCGUGGACCCAAACCAGGAAGUCCCUCCUGGUCCCCCCAGGUUCCAGCAAGUACCUACAGACGCUUUGGCCAACAAGCUCUUCGGAGUCCCUGAGCCUUCCACCAUCGCCCGCUCUCUGCCCACCACCGUCCCAGAAUCGCCCAACUACCGCAACGCCCGCACGCCGCGCACCCCGCGCACGCCGCAGCUCAAGGACCCCACGCAGACGCCCCGCUUCUACCCCGUGGUGAAGGAGGGCAGGACGAUAGAUGCCAAGACUCCGCGGAAGAGGAAGACGAGGCACAGUUCAAACCCUCCCAUGGAGUGCCACGUGGGCUGGGUUAUGGACUCCAGGGAGCACAGGCCCAGGACUGCUUCCAUCAGCUCCAGCCCCUCGGAGGGGACCCCGGCUGUGGGGAGCUAUGGCUGCACCCCGCAGUCUCUGCCCAAGUUCCAGCAUCCCUCCCACGAGCUGCUCAAGGAGAACGGCUUCACACAACACGUCUACCACAAGUACCGGCGGCGCUGCCUUAACGAGCGGAAACGACUGGGCAUUGGUCAGUCCCAGGAGAUGAACACGCUUUUCCGGUUCUGGUCCUUCUUCCUCCGAGAUCACUUCAACAAGAAAAUGUAUGAGGAGUUCAAGCAACUGGCUGUGGAGGAUGGGAAGGAGGGAUACAGGUACGGUCUGGAGUGCCUUUUCAGAUACUACAGCUACGGGCUGGAGAAGAAAUUCCGGCCAGACAUAUUUAAGGACUUCCAAGAAGAGACCAUCAAGGAUUAUGAAGCUGGGCAGCUCUAUGGGCUGGAAAAGUUCUGGGCCUUCUUAAAAUAUUCCAAAGCCAAAAAUCUGGACAUUAACAGCAAACUGCAAGAAUACCUCAGCAAGUUCAAGCGCCUCGAGGACUUCCGAGUAGAUCCACCCAUGGGGGAGGAAGGUGGACACAAGCGAUACCCUACGACGUCAGGGGGAGACGGCAGGAAGCGCUACCCAUCCCAGUCUUCCAGCAAAACGGUCAGCCAGUGCCCAUCCAGCCAAGGCCACGCCUCACCCAGCCAGCCUGCACAAGAGGAUGCCAAAAACCUGAGCCAGCAAUCCCCUGCCCCAUCAGCUGCAGAGUCGCAGACAGUGGGGAAGUAGAGAGGCUGCAGCUUCCUGCCAGGGUGGGGUGGGGUGGUGGGGAAUGGCUCGGAGAGGGGCAGACAUGAGGGGUGGGACAGGAAGGGAGCUGCAAGGUGGGUUCCCAGGAAUAGGCUGCUUGGGAGAAACUUCAACGCACACGAUUUUCUUCUCUUGUGGCUGGAAAGCAAAGACGAUCUGCAUCCAAAACACCAUUUUGCUAUUACUACCCUGACCAGAGCCAGACCCGCUCCCAGCAGACCCAACCUUUUUCCCUUCUCUCUCCUCUUGUGCACACACUCAUGUCUUAGUGUCUCUUCAAAAAAACAAAAAAUGUGUUCUGGCUGGGUUGGAAAGGGGAGAUUUUUUUAUUAUUAUAUAUAUAUAUCAAGUUUUAAAUUAUUGCUAGAAGUUCGUCUGGAUUUACCAAAACAAGUCUGCUCUGUGUGGCCCCAACGAGUCCCCUGUGUGUCCCCCUGGGAUGGAGGGCGGGGCAGCCGCUCAGGAAGCUCGGAGGAGCGAGGUUUCCCCGCAGUGGGGGACCGAAGCCACAGCGUGUGCCGAUGCUGCUGCUGCGGAGCCUCUGACCUCCAUGACCCGGCUGGCGCCCCCGGGGCCUCUCCAACGCCGCCUCCGCCCAGGAGCAUCGCCCUCCUCGUCCUCCUGCUCCCUUCUCCCCAACGUCUUCGCCUUCCCGAGGGUCUGGCUCUCCCUCUGUCCACCUCUCCCUUCUGUCACGGACAAUUUGGAAGUCAACCAAAGGACUUUUGCCGAGGAUAGGCUUGUUGUGACUCCUUCCUGCGAGGAUGGCUGGCUGGGAGGCUGGCAGGCACCUGGACUCGAGCCUGUGUGGACGGUGCAUCCGCUGCCCCAGGAAUGCCCAUCACUUGCAAAGACAGGACUUUGCUGAAGGAGCUUUUCUCUUCCUUUUCCCUUGGAAAAAAAUGACAUAAAAGAAAAAAAAAA